Messenger RNA from Magallana angulata, 4630 nucleotides. RefSeq names its product regulator of nonsense transcripts 1-like. Gene Ontology annotation, cellular component: cytoplasm. The record is from RefSeq and is a predicted model, not a curated record. Lineage: Eukaryota; Metazoa; Mollusca; Bivalvia; Ostreida; Ostreidae. Gene Ontology annotation, molecular function: DNA binding; hydrolase activity; RNA helicase activity. The transcript is spliced from 24 exons. The coding region runs from base 151 to 3477 and encodes 1108 amino acids. Gene Ontology annotation, biological process: nuclear-transcribed mRNA catabolic process, nonsense-mediated decay.
GACGAGAGAACGAAAUGGCGUGAACGGUGUACGAAGAAAUUCUACUUUCAGUUGUAAACAUUUUCAAUUCGGUCGUUGCGUUGGUUAAAUUUUUAAAAACAGUAAGUUUGGGUUUAUUUAGUAAGGGUGUCAAAGUAUCGAAAUGUCACUAUGAGCGUGGACGCAUAUGCCCCAAAUUCCCAAUCCUUGACUUUCCUCGAACCUGAAGAGGACCUCAUUGGGGCCGACACUCAAGGAACUGAUUAUGACUACACAGAUUUCACCCUACCAUCCCAGACCCAGUCACAGACCCAGGCAUCCCAACUUGAACACGGACAAAGCCAAAGCCAGGUGAAUGGUCCAGAAGCCCCUAUCCAGAAUGGGCUGGACAAAGGUGUUGUGGGCAUUGCCCAGGGGGUUGGGGAGCUUACUUUUGAAGAGGAGGAAGAAGAGCAGUUUAUGAUGAAAGAUCUACCGAAGCAUGCCUGCUCAUAUUGUGGAAUCCAUGACCCAGCAUCUGUGGUGUAUUGCAAUAGCACCAAGAAAUGGUUCUGCAAUGGAAGAGGAAACACUUCUGGAAGUCAUAUCAUCAACCAUCUUGUACGAGCCAAGGCAAAGGAAGUGACCCUGCACAAAGAUGGCCCCCUGGGAGAGACUGUUUUGGAGUGCUAUAACUGUGGCUGUAGAAAUGUGUUCUUGCUUGGAUUCAUCCCUGCCAAGGCAGACUCAGUGGUUGUACUCCUAUGUCGCCAGCCCUGCGCAACUCUUACCAACUUGAAGGAUAUGAACUGGGACCCAAGUCAGUGGCAGCCAUUGAUACAGGACCGUCAGUUUCUGUCAUGGCUGGUCAAAGUGCCCUCUGAUCAGGAGCAGAUGAGGAGCCGCCAGAUCUCGGCCCAGCAGAUCAAUAAACUAGAGGAGCUGUGGAAAGACAACCCUGAUGCCACGCUGGAGGAUCUAGAAAAGCCAGGGGUGGACGAGGAGCCAACACAGGUGUUGCUAAGAUAUGACGAUGCUUACCAGUACCAGAACAUUUUUGGACCUCUGGUAAAGUUGGAGGCAGAUUAUGACAAGAAGUUGAAGGAAUCCCAAACCCAGGACAACAUUGUAGUGCGUUGGGAUGUUGGACUCAAUAAAAAACGGAUAGCUUUCUUCCACCUCCCAAAAGCCAAUGAUGAGAUGAAGUUAAUGCAUGGGGAUGAGUUGAGGCUUCGUUAUCAAGGCGAGCUGCACAAACCAUGGUCUGGUGUUGGACAUGUAAUAAAGAUUCCAGACAACCAUAGUGAUGAAGUGGCCAUUGAACUGAAAAGUAAUGCAGGAGUGCCUAGCGAGUGCACUCAUAACUUUGUGGUGGAUUUUGUAUGGAAGUCAACAUCCUUUGACAGGAUGCAGGCAGCCUUGAAGACCUUCGCUGUGGAUGAAACAUCUGUAUGGGGAUACAUCUACCACAAACUUCUGGGACACGAGGUGGAGGAUGUUGUCAUCAAGUGUCAGCUCCCCAAGAGAUUCAGUGUCCCUAACCUCCCGGAGCUGAACCACUCCCAGGUGUAUGCUGUCAAGACGGUCCUCCAGCGGCCACUCAGUCUCAUUCAGGGUCCUCCUGGAACUGGUAAGACUGUGACAUCUGCCACCAUUGUGUACCACUUGGUCAAACAGAACAAUGGACAGGUGUUGGUCUGUGCUCCCUCUAACAUUGCUGUGGACCAACUUACUGAGAAGAUUCACAAAACAGGACUGAAGGUUGUACGUCUGUGUGCAAAGAGCAGAGAAGCCAUUGAUUCACCAGUGUCUUUCUUGGCUCUUCAUAAUCAGAUUAGAAAUAUGGAAAGUGUGCCAGAGUUACAGAAACUGCAGCAGCUGAAGGAUGAGACAGGUGAGCUGUCGUCCACUGACGAGAAACGAUACAGGUCUCUGAAGAAGCAGUGUGAGAAAGAAUUGUUGCAGCAUGCUGACGUUAUCUGUUGUACCUGUGUGGGAACUGGUGAUCCUAGGUUGGCCAAGAUGCAGUUUAGGUCUGUCCUGAUUGAUGAGAGCACACAGGCCACUGAACCAGAGUGUAUGAUUCCGGUGGUGCUGGGAUGUAGACAGUUGAUCCUGGUAGGAGACCACUGUCAGCUUGGCCCCGUGGUGAUGUGUAAGAAGGCAGCCCGAGCGGGUCUGUCCCAGUCGCUUUUUGAGCGCCUGGUAGUGCUUGGGAUCAGACCCAUACGUCUACAGGUCCAGUACAGAAUGCACCCUGCUCUCAGUGCUUUCCCAUCCAAUAUCUUCUAUGAAGGAUCUCUACAAAAUGGAGUUGCACCAGGAGACCGCGUAAGGAAAGGACUUGACAUUCCCUGGCCUCAAGGAGACAAACCCAUGUUCUUCUAUACAACAUCUGGACAAGAGGAAAUAUCAAGUUCUGGAACUUCUUAUUUGAAUAGGACUGAAGCAGCUAACGUGGAGAAGAUUGCCACAAGAUUUUUGCGAUCCAACGUCAAGCCUGAGCAGAUAGGUAUCAUCACUCCUUAUGAAGGACAGAGAGCCUACAUUGUACAGUACAUGCAGUACAGUGGAUCUCUGAACAAGAAACUGUAUCAGGAGAUAGAAGUUGCUAGUGUUGAUGCUUUUCAAGGGAGAGAGAAAGAUUUUAUCAUUCUCUCUUGUGUUCGUUCUAAUGAACAUCAAGGAAUCGGUUUUCUGAAUGACCCUAGACGUCUAAAUGUGGCUUUAACUCGAGCAAAAUAUGGAAUAAUUAUUGUUGGAAAUCCCAAGGUUUUAUCAAAGCAACCUCUUUGGAACCACCUUUUAACUUACUACAAGGAGCAGAAGUGUCUGGUGGAGGGACCUUUGAAUAAUCUGAAGGAGAGCAUGAUUCAGUUCAGCAAACCCCGCAAACUUGUCAACACGUCAAACCCGGGAGGACGUUUUAUGAGCAACAUAAUGUUUGAUGCCAGAGAAGUUCUGAUUCCGGGAAGUGUGUAUGACAGAAGUCGCGGAUACAACGAGCCAGUGGUUCGCACCCAUGACCAGCUGAGUUAUAUUGGUCCAGAGAGACAGUACACAGGCCCUGCCCUGAACAUCCCAGUGCCUGUCAAUAUGUUCAUGCCCCCCAUGCCACAGCCAUUCAAUGGACAGCCAAUGCCAAUGGGUAACAGAAAUGCCCCUACCCAAAGGGGUACGGGACGUCGUCGUGGACAGAAGCCUCCGCGCUACAGCAACACCCAGUCACAGCAGAACAGUUCCCAGUACAGUCAGGGCAACAGUCAGAGCCAGGCCAGUCAGGAUGUAUCCCAGCCAUUCUCCCAGGGACCACUGACCCAGGGGCCUAUGUCUAUGAGCCAGCCCUUCCAGAUGAGUCAGCCAGGCUUGUCUGGUCUCUCCCAGCCAGAGCUCUCUCAGGACAGUUUCUUGGCGGAUGACUUCAAAUCUCAAGCAGAUGGCAUGCUGUCCCAGGACUCCACCUACCAGGGAGACCGCAUGUUUUAUGCAUCACAGUUGUCACAGGGUCCAUUUAAUUAGGACACAGGCAUAGCCAUACUCUUUAAUGGCGGAGUUUGUUCUUAACUGAAAAUAACAAUGAUGCAAAUUGUAUUGAGAACUUGAAACUGACAUGUAGCAGUGUCUAAGAUUAUGAGGAACUGCCUGCCUUACUGCAAAACGUCUACCCACCCUGAGUCACUAACAGCACCCUAAAUCUCUGUCUGGUGCUGGACCCUCACUCACAACAGGUGCUCCAAACACCGACAGUCCUCAAGGGUGUGUGCACACUCCAGUCUGAAGCAGAUCAGACCCACUCAGACAAGUGUACUCAAACAAGGGUGACCUAGCAGUAUGAGGCUAGGCCAGGAGAUCCAUCUUACCAAGACACUGCCGGCUAGAUUGUGUUUACAAUGAUGAUAUGUUAGAGUUGGCAUGUAACAAUAUCUAUAGAAUGAGAUGAUUCGGCAACCUGUCUGUUGCAGCCAUGUUUCCACUUCAGACAGCCAUUUCACCAAACAAUUGUCGACUUUUUGCUAAUUCUUGUAAUUGCCAUCACUUUUUGCCACUUGUAUCUUUAUUCAGUUUCUGUGUUUGUUUUUUUUUUAACCAUCUACUAGUAAAUCUGCUUUUUUAUUUGUCUUUGGUGGAGUAGAUUUGGAUUAUAACAAUACCUGCGAUUCCUUGAUUCUCAACCUGUAGCAUAUUAAGUAGCGUGUUUCGUGUUUGCCAUCUUCAAACAAGCUCACUUCUUUUUAAAUCAAUUUUGAACAAUGAAUUAUUGUUUAUUUACUGAGAAGAAUGAUAAAAUACCUGGUACAAGUCUUUAUGCCGUUUUGCUCUAUGAAAGUGUUGAGGAGAAAGAGAAGAUGAAAUUUUAUUCUGCAUCCCCUUUCAGUUUCCACAUUUAUGUGUAGGUGCUUUACAUGUGUAGCUUAUUCGUGUGUAAACAAACUUUGUGUCAUCUGUUCUCUACAAAACUAGGACAAUAGACCAUAUGUCUAGACUUUUUUUUUAUAAUCAAAAUGAGGACUUGGGUAUUUGUAAUGGCUACAUAAAAAAAUAUUUGAUUGUCUAAAUUAAUUGUUUUGGCCGUUUGUUGAUUGAUGAAAUGAUUUCUUUUGGGUUGCUCUGAAAUGAUUUGGUUUUGAAUUAUAAAUAUUUAGGUACUGUGUGUAAUAAAGCAUAUUCUGCA